Molecule: messenger RNA, 2569 nt
Organism: Protopterus annectens (West African lungfish)
Lineage: Eukaryota; Metazoa; Chordata; Ceratodontiformes; Protopteridae
Gene: CBX6
Product: chromobox 6
Exons: 5
Coding region: 73-1236 (387 amino acids)
Source: RefSeq, a predicted model, not a curated record
GCCUUGGUAACUUGGUCACGUGAUAGGAAUAUUUUCCUCCCAUAUUAUUAUGGUCUGUCUGCAGUGCAAAAAAUGGAGCUUUCUGCUGUAGGGGAGCGAGUAUUUGCAGCAGAAUCUAUCAUUAAAAGGCGAAUCAGAAAGGGGCGAAUUGAAUAUUUGGUAAAAUGGAAAGGCUGGGCAAUCAAGUACAGCACCUGGGAGCCAGAGGAAAACAUAUUGGACGCAAGACUGAUUGCAGCUUUCGAGCAAAAGGAAAGGGAGAGGGAGUUGUAUGGCCCAAAGAAGAGGGGACCUAAGCCAAAAACUUUCCUGUUGAAGGCUCGGGCCCAGGCUGAUGCUUUGCGAAUUAGUGAGAUGCAUUUUUCUGCAAAACCAGGUUCAAGUGGUUCACCAAAACUUCACUCCAGUGCUGCAGCACACAAGCUCAAAAAAGAUAUUCGGAGAUGUCACAGAAUGUCAAGACGCCCCCUUCCUCGUCCAGACCCACAUUCAGGUCAGAGUGGUGGGACACGACCCCCAAUGUCUACAUUUUCUGAGACUGUUCGUAUCAUCAACCGUAAAGUGAAACCAAGAGAACCCAAGCGAAGCCGCAUCAUUCUAAAUCUGAAGGUGAUUGACAAAGGAAACAAGCCUCCCUUGGGUAGGCCUAAAAUUCCUUCAAGAAACAGGGUGAUUGGAAAAAGUAAAAAGUUCAGCGAAAGUAUGCUUCGAGCCCAGAUUCGUCACAUGAAGUUUGGAUCAUUUUCCCUUUACAAUAAGCCUACUCCAGUGCCUGCAACACUGGAAGAGAGAAGUAAGAAUGAAGAAUGUGGUUCCCAGAGCAUGAAUUCAUCUUGUCCCAUGACUGUGAAGGCUCCACCUAACGGGGCUUUUUCUUAUGACAAUACUUCAAGCUCUUCUGCCUCAGACUGCCCUUCUCCUCCACCUUCUGAAGAUGUGGAUGACUCUCCACCCAAGCUUACCCCUGAGACUCUGAGUCCCGCAGUUCCAGACUGGCGUGAGUCCGAGGUUUUAGAUCUUUCAAUUCCUCCUGAAUCAGCAGCUAGCAAGAGGGUAGCUCCUGGAAAUCAGACCCCGGCAUCUGAUCCUGGAGAUGAAGGAGAGGAUUGGCGCCCAGAGAUGUCUCCCUGCUCUAAUGUUGUAGUUACUGAUGUGACUACUAACCUUCUUACUGUCACUAUCAAGGAGUUUUGCAAUGCUGAAGAUUUUGAAAAAGUUACUAAUGGCAACAAAUAAGCUGGUUUAAAUGGAUGAGGACUUGAAUAAUUCACUGGUGCUAACUGCAGUUGUUUUCUUAUACUCAUGGGUUUCCAAGAUUAUGCUGUCCUAACUGUUGGAAAGUUUAAACAUGGAAUGCAAGAAAAAAAAAUGAAUGUGAGUAUUUUCUAGCAAGUGUCAGGUGAAUGGCAGGGAUGGUAGAGAAAUGAUCCAUGUAGUUCUGCAGUUGUGCAUUGCACCAUGGGAGUUCAGUGCGAUGGCUAAAGACCAGAAUAGAAAAGUCCUCUUACUUCACCCACCCCCAUGUUUAAUGUCCUGAGACAUAUUCAGGAGCACGUAAGGUAAUGUGUUUUAUUUCCUGCACUUCUACUGUAACAUAGUACCCUUUAUUGGGCACUUCAUUUGGGUUCCCUCUUUCUUUAGUUGUCUGCCAACUGUUUCUAUGCUGUCGCUUGGAACUACAGUUUAGUCUGUAAAUCCUCUGGAGUAUUGCACGUAGAGAGGGAGAGAGUGUUUAUGUUCCUUUAUGUAUGUGUCCUGUUCUGGAGGUACAUAAAAUAGCUGAAGUUGGACUGUGUCUGAAUCCGUGAGUGAACAUGUGCUAGGUCUUCUUGCUUUUUACAUCUCCUUGGUGCUAAGUUCCAGAUUUCUGUCAUCUGAUCUUGUCUGUACCUUGGAUGCCUUAAGCACAUUUACUAAACUGAAAUGCCAUUUUCUGCAUACAAAUCUCUUUUGCUCUUUCAACAAGUCCUUACACUGUGGUUGUAAAACUUCAGAUGACAGAAGUCUAUUGGCCAGACCUUUAAAUCCAGCCACUUUGAGUCUUUAGUGGCUCAGGUCUUAUUUUUGUGGUGCUACCAAAGUACUGUAAUAAAAGUGAUAUGGUUCAAGGUUUGUGACUUCAGCUGUAACACCACUGGUUUGUUACAUUGUUAGGCAUUUUGUUGGAGUGGGCUUGGAAUUAUUUUAUGAGAGUACAAAAAAAGUCUUUAGCAAGCUUUGCACACGCAUGAGUUUUCCAGCUUUGUGGUGUAGUUACAGACAUUUUUGUCAUUAGUUUGGCUUUGGAUGGAUACUUCUUGAGUAUGGUGGAUUUAUUUUCUUUUUAACACAAUCUCUGAUUAGAGAUUUCUGAAGAAUUGUGCUGGAGAAGUAAUGGAGGUCUAUAGUCAGUGGAAUUAGCUGCCUUUGCAGAUGGAGCGGAGAGUUUUAUGUGGAGUUUUUGUUUUUCAGACCCUGCAAAAUUCAUUGUGUGAAUUACAGUGCUGUUUUGUGACAUGCACAAGGAACUGUUUCUGUCCGUUCCUUUUAUACACACACACACACACACACACACACACACACACACACA